AUGCUUAAGACCGUCGUCUUCCUGGGCUUGGUCAGUCUGGCCGUAGCCAGUCCACGCUUCGGAGAGUAGGUUUGGGCAUUUGAUAGCGGGGUUGGUUAUUUAUGACUUUACACGGUUAAUUGGACUUAUUAUUGUGAUUUAUUACAAUAUGUAGCCUUGACAAGUUUUUUGUUUUAGAAUUCAUAACAGAAGUUAUAAGUUCUAAAACAAUCAAUUAUGAUAACAAUAUGAGUCAUAAACAACUUAGACAAGUAGUAGUUCGUUGUAAAGUCUAGCUUUUCACUUUUGCAGUAGCAGCGAGAAUGAAGGAACGAUCCGUCAGAUGAUCGAAAAAGGCUACAGAGACUGGGAACACUACAAGAACAUCCACUCCAAGAAGUUCGAGAGCGAGGAUGUCGAGAACGAGAGGAUGCUGGCCUUCUUGAUGUCCAAACAGCACGUCAAGGUGCACAACGAUGCCUUCGAACAAGGAAAGACCAGCUUCAAGAUCGGUAUCAACCACAUCGCUGAUCUGGUGAGGAUUUUACUGAAUAUGACCCUAGAAGCUUCUAUAUUAAUACUUUUAGUUGCGAUACCACAUUCUGUACCUAUAAAAAGCCAACAUCCAUCUAAUUUUAGCCUUUCGCCGAGUACCGUCGUCUCAAUGGAUACCGUCGUCUGUACGGUGACAACACCUCCAGAAACGCCACCAAAUGGAGAGCUCCAUUGAACGUGGAAGUCCCAGACUCGGUCGAUUGGAGAGACGAAGGCUACGUCACCCCAGUAAAGAACCAAGGAAUGUGUGGAUCGUGCUGGGCCUUCUCGGCUACUGGAUCUUUGGAAGGACAACACAAGAGAGCCUCGGGCAAAUUGGUCUCUCUGUCUGAACAGAACCUGGUCGACUGCUCCGCCGAAUUCGGUAACAACGGCUGUAACGGUGGACUCAUGGACUUUGUAAGUGAAAAAACUUUGUUUACAAGCCCUGUCAGUUCUUAGAAAAUAUUUUUGUAAAAGUUGUUUUGGAAGAUUGAUCGACGUUAUCACUGAUUUGAUCUCUAGACGACCAAGAACUGAAGGACACUUAGCAAUGACAACGAUAUAAAAAAUGAUUUCAGGCCUUCGAAUACGUGAAGGAGAACCACGGAAUCGACACCGAAGACUCCUACCCAUACAAGGCCAAGCAACGCAAGUGCCACUUCAAGAAGACCGACGUUGGCGCCGACGACACCGGCUUCGUCGACCUUCCAGAAGCCGACGAAGAACAAUUGAAGCAGGCCGUAGCCACCCAAGGCCCCGUCUCCGUAGCCAUCGACGCCGGCCACCGUAGCUUCCAGCUCUACAAGACUGGCGUCUACUACGAGAAGCACUGUAGCCCCGAACAGUUGGAUCACGGUGUCCUCGUAGUCGGCUACGGCACCGACCCCGAGCACGGUGACUACUGGAUCGUGAAGAACAGUUGGGGCGAGGAGUGGGGAGAGAGCGGCUACGUGAGAAUCGCCAGAAACCGCAACAACCAUUGUGGCAUCGCCUCCAAGGCCAGCUACCCCCUCGUUUAA
This is a messenger RNA of Bursaphelenchus okinawaensis, 1535 nucleotides long. The record is from the annotation of a GenBank genome assembly. NCBI's taxonomy places the organism in Eukaryota, Metazoa, Nematoda, Chromadorea, Rhabditida, Aphelenchoididae.